CACACCGUCCAUGCGCACAGAACACCGCGGGCAGUCUCAAUUUGACGAAAUACGAUAAUUGCGAAAAUUCUUAAUCUAAUAAAUAAUUCUCUUUAAAAAAAAAAACAGUGCAAUCACGUAAAAUCCAAUAGUCAGUGAAAAAAAAUUGAUUGAAGAGAAUUUAGCGUGUGGAUUUUGGUCUUGACCAUCAAAAACACUUCGAUGGGAUCUCUGAAACGGGAAUGGGAGUAUCAGAUACAUUGAAUUACGUUCUGUUUUCUAAUCCCGUCAGCUCGAGUGCCGGUUCGUUUGCGAAAACUGCUGCAUCAGCUGCAAGUCGCUGUUAUUUUUUAAUAAAAAAUAAGAGGAAUCAAUUUAUUUCUUGUUAUUGCCUGAUUUUUGGAGACUGGGUAAUGCUUGACAAUACCUGCUUGUAUCAUACCUUACAUACCUGUAGACUCGAAACCGACACCUUUCGGGGAACUCUACAGACACCAAACAAUAACAAGAAGAAUUGAAAAGUUGUUAUGCUCUACGUUAUGCUGGUGGAAAUCUUCGACAGUCGUUGGAUAAUGAAUCCAGAGGUGUUUUCCUGAAUAUAUUAUGGACCUGUCAUCCCAGAAACGUGCGAGAAUCUGUAAACGAAAGAGGUUAGCCAAGAACAGAAAACGAAAUCAGAGAAAAGUUGAGGUUAGGAGUGCAAAACGUAGAAAGACUGUUUCUAGCAACGUUUCAUGCCUUUCAACUGACGAAAUAAAUUUUCCCCCAAUGUACGCCGAAAGUUUCUGGGAAAAUUAUAAGCAAGCUCAGGAUUGGCAGCAGAAACACAAUGUCGCCUGGUGGAAGUCACGUUGUAUUGCUCUCGAGCACGAGAAUCGAAUCUUGAGGAGCAAACUGCGAGAACUAGUUCAGCAUUCCAAUUACAGCGAGGCACAUCCGACACCUUCCAAUUCCCAUUACAAUCCCCUGAAUAAUUCAUCGGAAGAGGCCAACCUGGAGUUUCAUGUCGAUGAGGACAUGCUCAGUUUUCUGGAGAAGAGUAUCCGGCAUAAAAUGGAGUUGAAAAAGAAUCGGGAUGCUGAAAAACUUGAAUCCAGAGAAAUUAAUGAAAAUCAUAAUCAUCCAGGUAUUAGAGAGAUUCAGGAUCACGAGAAGAUGGAGAAUGCCAAAGAAUUGUAUGGAACUGCAGCUGCAAAAAUAAUAGCCAUGGAAACAGCUCUCCAAAUGGCUGUCGACCGAUACAGAGAUCAAACCAAACCCCAAUAUUGGCCCAACAUUCCCUUAAAUCCCUAAAUCCACCGUGAGAUGUAGAUUUUUCAAUAAAUUUGUAUUAUUUAUUCGUGUAGGUGAUGAAUAAAGAACGAGGCGAUCGUCAUUGAAA
Fopius arisanus is the source of this 1360-nucleotide messenger RNA. Its product is annotated as gem-associated protein 8-like. The record is from RefSeq and is a predicted model, not a curated record. Gene Ontology annotation, cellular component: SMN complex. Gene Ontology annotation, biological process: spliceosomal snRNP assembly. Lineage: Eukaryota; Metazoa; Arthropoda; Insecta; Hymenoptera; Braconidae. Bases 583 to 1272 code for a protein of 229 amino acids. The transcript is spliced from 2 exons.